This is a messenger RNA of Periconia digitata, 1596 nucleotides long. The record is from the annotation of a GenBank genome assembly. NCBI's taxonomy places the organism in Eukaryota, Fungi, Ascomycota, Dothideomycetes, Pleosporales, Periconiaceae.
CCAACGACGAGUUUAAGCGGGUGGUUGUACGUGCAAGCUUUGGCGCCCCCUUUUGCUUGACGAUGCACAACGAGCACGUCUGUUUGCGUUAUUCGACGAAGCACCGAGUAUUUCAUCUUGUGAGAAAAGAGUCGACCCAACGAAUGGCAGCAGAGCAAGAGAACAAUUGCGCACAAAUCUCCGCUAUCGGGUUUUUCUCGAGGGACGGUGAUAUCGAAAUUCUUCUGAUUUGGCAGGACCGAACAUGGCCUCGGUCGAGCCACACCCGUCCUUCAUCCACUUUGAACAAGCCGCCCACGAUGCCCAGCCGCUCGCGCCGUCUCUCUAGAUUAGACUCUCAAUCUCAAGUCUUGGAGAUAAUGCUCCCUGGCAAUUAAGGUGGCAAAAUGCAAGAAUGAAGAUGAACAUGGCCCUGGCGCUCCAGUGCACGGUACACCAUCUGCACUGAGAAUAAUCUCCCUAUCCCACCCCCUGCACGGUGGGUCCAUCACUCAUUAUCACAGCAUCACACAACAGACAUAUAAACAGCCUCGUCUUCGCGCUGCUCUUGUUCUUCUUUUUUCCCUCAUCAUCAUCAUAAUAUCGAUUGAUCUAAUACACACAGUUAUUACUGUAGCCACUCUUUACCCAAAACCAACUAUCAAUACACUCACUCAUUCUUUUUUUAUCUACUUUACUACUCCAACCAACUCUUUCUUACCAACCAAAUCAAAUCACCUUAAUCCCAAAACACCAUCAAAAUGCAGUUCUUCACCAUCGCCGCUUUCUUCGCCGCCGCCGUUUCGGCCUCCACCUACAGCGCCCUCCCCGUCCCUGAGGAGGCCUGCUCCGUUGUCUACGUGACUGAGACCGUCACCGUGCCAGCUGGUGUCCACACCCCGGUCCCAGUUGCCUCCACCGCGGCCGUCCUCCCUCCCUACCCCACCGCUCAGGCUCCUUACCCCAUCGCUCCCGCUCCUACCGGCUCCGUUCCCUCCGGCGCUGUUGUUCCUUCCGGAGCUCCUCUCCCAUCUGGCACUGCUGCUGCCCCCAAGCCUUCCGGCACUGGCGCCUACCCCGUUCCUCCUAACGAGUUCACUGGCUCCGCCUCUGGAUUCAAGGCUGGCGGUGCCCUCGCUGGUGUGGUUGCCGUUGCCGCUUUCUUCUUGUAAGCGGUGAUGAUGCGUUGAGUGGUCGUUGUGUGUUUGCGUGGCGAAAAGCUUAGUGGUUGUUAGUGAAUUGACCGCAUAGGAUAUCUCGCAAGAUCCGCUUGAUAUCUGAAUCGAAUCACCUUUGCGGAUUGCUGGGAGAUUCGGCGCGUUCUUUGCUCUUUUUGCUGUUUUAGUUCUGCAUAGGUCGGCUGCUGGAUUGGCGGUUGGCUGAAUCGGGCUGUUUUGCGCAUUGCGAAUCAGGUCUGGCGCAGAGGCGUUGUUGGCUGUUGGUGCUGUUGAUGCGAGAGUUGUCUCGCUUGAGUCGGUAGAGAGAUCAUCCUUUGGUGUGGAAGAUAGUGUAUAUACCCAUUUGGAUUCUUGUUCUACCUCAAUAUUGUUCUCCAUCUUUGCAUGUAUGUGACGUCUUAAACGUGUUUCAACCAAUGCGUUCCUACAAACGAACCGG